AUGUCUACCGUUUUCACCCUCUUUGGCAUGAACGUUGUACACGACAACGCCAAGUCGUUACCACCCCGUUCACAACCAAGAACCUAUUCCGAAUACGUGGACUUUCUCAAACAACAACUCCAUUCCCCCAGUGCCAUCACGCCCGAAUUGCCACGACAACCCGAUUCGACCGUUCGUAUUCAAUGUCAAGUGCGCGCACGUAUUCCCACCAAUGAAGGAGGUGAAAUGUACUUGUAUUUGUACAAGAACAACCAAGAUUCCAAAGAGCAUCUAGCUAUUGUGUAUGGUGACGAUAUCCGAUCGCGAUCGCUGGACGAGACGUGGAAGAAUGAGACCAUCAUGAAUCGCAUUGUACGUGGUGCUUACUAUGGCCGUUUGGAGGAGGUGGUGACCGACCAGUGUAGAAACCUAAAUUUGACCGAGGAUCAAGAACGCUACUUGCUUGAACAACAGGCCAAAGCCAAAGCUGCCUAUCAACGAUCAUCGGAUCCACCGCUUGUACGCAUCCAUUCCGAAUGCUUUACAGGAGAAACGGUUCAUUCAGCACGAUGUGAUUGUGGUGAACAAUUGGAUGAAGCUAUGCGAUUGAUGCAAGAAGCUGGACGUGGUGUUGUUGUCUAUUUACGACAAGAAGGUCGAGGUAUUGGAUUACUUGAAAAGUUAAAGGCCUACAAUUUGCAGGAUCUUGGACAUGAUACCGUUGCAGCCAAUGUCCUUCUUAAUCAUCCACCCGAUGCGCGGACCUACGGCAUUGCCAAUGCCAUUCUCAAGGACCUUGAUCUCACUCAUGUCAAUCUCUUGACUAACAACCCCGAUAAGAUUGAGCAAUUGGAAGCUUAUGGAUCUAUCAAGGUAUCCGAACGACGACCCAUGAUUCCUCGAUCCUGGUCAUCCACUCCCAUCUCUCAUGCCGAUCUGCUACGCACACCAUCAUCCUCGCCCGCAUUAAACGCCGCCAGUCCCUUGGGAGGAAAGGAAUUAGACAAGUAUCUUGCUGUCAAGGUCAAAAAGAUGCGACAUUUAUUAGAUUUGCCAGAAGGCAUGUAG
Molecule: messenger RNA, 1047 nt
Organism: Lichtheimia ornata
Lineage: Eukaryota; Fungi; Mucoromycota; Mucoromycetes; Mucorales; Lichtheimiaceae
Product: GTP cyclohydrolase II
Exons: 2
Coding region: 1-1047 (348 amino acids)
Biological process (GO): riboflavin biosynthetic process
Molecular function (GO): GTP cyclohydrolase II activity
Source: RefSeq, a predicted model, not a curated record